UGGUUCUGUGUGGGAAGGAGGAACACAGCUGUAUGUAUAAUAGAGCUGAGGAGAAAUCUAUUGUCAGAUCUAAGGAGAAGAAGACAGGGUCGCUUUCAUUUUUCACCUGGUAACACGAACUGUUCCUGGGCAUGAGAACCAGAUCAGUUAAUUCAAUGUUCCUGCUGCUGCAGUCUGAGUAGAAUAAUGUGAAUCCCCUGCUGUCUCCAUGCUUGGUGUUGCUGGAGCCGUGCAGAGCCCUCUUCUGCCAGAGCACUGAGUUCUGGGACUGUAGUUUGAACUUCUCCAUUCUCUGCUUCCUCAGCCAGGAAGGGUGUGGGAUGCCCCAUGGUGCUGGACAUGGACACAGAGGAUGACCCCUUGUUACAGGAUGCCUGGCUAGAUGAGGAAGACGAAGAGGUUGCCUUCAGCUACCAGAAGAGGCAAGAGGGUGCUCUGUUGUGUGGAAAAAGCCCAUGCAGAGCCAGGGCCCUGCGUGUCACGCUGCCUGUGUCUGGCUUCUGGAAUAUUGUUGGCUGGGUAUUUACCAACCCCUACUGCGCUGGCUUCAUCCUUUUCCUGGGCUGUGCCAUCCCUGCUGUGCUUGCUGUUGUCAUGUUCCUCCACUACCCAGCCCUGGAUAUUGACAUCUCCUACAACGCUUUCGAGAUCCGCAACCACGAGUCCUCUCAGCGCUUUGACGCCCUUGCCUUGGCCCUCAAGUCCCAGUUUGGGUCCUGGGGGAGGAACCGCCGGGACCUGGCUGACUUCGCCUCUGAAACCCUGCAGAGGCUCAUCUUUGAGCAGCUCCAGCAGCUCCACCUCAACGCUUCCCACCUUGGGGUCAGUGCACGGGCCAAGCGCAGCACUCCUGAGGGCAGGACGAGCUCCCCCAAGCCCUGUGCCCACAGGGACCCAGGCAACAGGACUGCCCGCCUCGGGAGGGGUGCCCCACGCUGGGACUACUCCAGCACUUACAUCAGUGCCAACACGCAGACACACGCCCACUGGCGCAUCGAGCUCAUUUUUCUGGCUCGGGGGGACUCUGAAAACAACAUCUUCACCACCGAGCGCCUCGUCACCAUCCAUGAGGUUGAGAGGAAGAUCAUGGACCACCCUCGCUUCAGGGAGUUCUGCUGGAAGCCCCACGAGGUCUUGAAGGACCUACCCCUGGGCUCCUACUCCUACUGCUCCCCUCCCAGCUCUCUCAUGACCUACUUCUUUCCCACUGAGAGAGGAGGGAAGAUUUACUAUGAUGGCAUGGGACAAGACCUUGCUGACAUUCAAGGAUCCCUGGAGCUGGCCAUGACCCACCCUGAAUUUUACUGGUAUGUGGAUGAGGGCUUAUCUGCUGACAACAUGAAGAGCUCCCUGCUGCGGAGUGAAAUCCUCUUUGGGGCACCACUGCCCAACUACUACUCGGUGGAGGACCGCUGGGAGGAGCAGCGCCACAAGUUCCAGAACUUUGUCAUCACCUACGUGGCCAUGCUAGCCAAGCAAUCCACAAGCAAAGUCCAGGUGCUGUAUGGAGGGACAGAUUUGUUUGACUAUGAAGUGAGGAGGACCUUCAACAAUGACAUGUUGCUGGCCUUCAUCAGCAGUAGCUGCAUAGCUGUCUUGGUCUACAUCCUGACCUCGUGCUCAGUGUUCCUGUCAUUCUUUGGCAUUGCCAGUAUUGGGCUAAGCUGCCUGGUGGCUCUGUUCCUGUACCAUGUUGUAUUUGGGAUCCAGUACCUGGGUAUACUGAAUGGUGUGGCUGCCUUUGUCAUUGUGGGGAUUGGAGUUGAUGAUGUCUUUGUGUUCAUCAACACCUACCGCCAAGCCACCCACCUCAAGGACCUGCGGCUGCGCAUGAUCCACACCAUCCAGACAGCAGGGAAGGCCACCUUCUUCACCUCCCUGACCACAGCUGCAGCUUAUGCUGCCAACAUCUUCUCUCAGAUCCCAGCUGUGCAUGACUUCGGACUCUUCAUGUCACUGAUUGUGUCCUGCUGCUGGGUAGCUGUGCUCUUCACCAUGCCAGCUGCUCUUGGAAUAUGGACUCUUUAUGUGUCCCCACUAGAGAGUUCCUGCCAAAGCAGCUGUAGUCAGAAGUGCACCAAAAAGAGUGCCUUGCACCUGGCUGAAGAUCUCUUCGUUGCCUCAGAGGCCACCUCCAGAGCAGGCAGAGAGACGCUUCCCUACCUGGAUGAUGACAUCCCACUGCUCAGUGUGGAGGAGGAGCCUGUCUCCCUGGAAAUGGGGGAUGUCCCCUUGGUAUCUGUGAUGCCAGAAAAUCUGCAGCUUCCUUCAGAGAAGAGCAACCGGGGUCACUUGAUAAGUCAUCUGCAGGAGCUGCUGGAACACUGGGUGCUGUGGUCUGCAGUGAAGAGCAGAUGGGUGAUUGUGGGGCUCUUUCUCCUGGUUUUGCUCCUGUCCAUAUUCUUUGCUAGCCGCCUCCACCCAGCUAGCCGUGCUCCAGUCUUGUUCCGGCCAGACACUAACAUCCAGGUGCUGCUGGACCUGAAAUACAACCUGAGUGCUGAAGGCAUCUCCUGCAUUACCUGCUCAGGUUUGUUUCAGGAAAAGCCCCACAGUUUGCAGAACAACAUCCGAACCUCCUUGGAAAAAAAGAAGAGGGGCUCAGGGUCACCUUGGGGAAGCAAAGGGAGCAUAAGUGAUACAGGGCAGCAAGAUCUCCAGGGGACUGUGUACAUCUCCAAGUCCAGAAGCAAGGGAAGACCAGCCAUCUACAGAUUCUCUCUCAACGCCAGUGUCCCUGCCCCCUGGCAGAUGGUGUCACCAGGAGAUGGGGAGGUGCCUUCAUUCCAGGUGUAUAGAGUGCCUUUCGGUAACUUCACCAGGAAGCUGACAGCUUGUGUGUCCACAGUAGGGCUGCUUAAGCAGACGAGCCCCAGGAAGUGGAUGAUGACUACCUUGUCCUGUGACACCAAGAGAGGCUGGAAGUUCGACUUCAGUUUCUAUGUGGCCGCCAAGGAGCAGCAGCGAACACGGAAACUGUAUUUUGCCCAGUCGCACAAGCCACCUUACCAUGGCCGUGUGUGUGUGGCACCUCCUGGCUGCCUUCUCAGCUCUAGCCCAGAUGGACCCACCAAAGGCAUCCUUUAUGUUCCCAGUGAGAAAGCAGCACCCAAAGCAAAGCUGUCAGCCACCUCUGGAUUUAAUCCCUGCAUGAACACGGGCUGCGGGAAGCCGGCGGUGCGGCCACUGGUGGACACAGGAGCCAUGGUGUUUGUGGUGUUUGGGAUCAGAGGCGUUAACCGCACACGGCGCCCGGACAACCACGUCAUUGGAGACAUGGGCAGCGUUAUCUAUGAUGACAGCUUUGACCUCUUCAAAGAGAUUGGCAACCUGUGCCGCCUCUGCAAAGCCAUCGCCAGCAACGCCGAGCUGGUGAAGCCAGGAGGGGCCCAGUGCCUGCCCUCUGGAUACAGCAUCUCCUCCUUUCUGCAGAUGUUGCACCCUGAGUGCAAGAACAUCCCUGAGCCAAACCUGCUGCCUGGCCAGCUCUCUCAUGGGGCAGUGGGGGUCAAGGAUGGGAAGGUGCAGUGGAUCUCCAUGGCAUUUGAAUCGACAACCUACAAAGGGAAAUCUUCCUUCCAGACUUACGCUGACUACCUGAAAUGGGAGACAUUCCUGCAGCAGCAACUCCAGCUCUUUCCAGAGGGCUCUGCUCUCCGGCAUGGUUUCCAGACCUGUGAGCACUGGAAGCAGAUCUUCAUGGAGAUAAUAGGAGUGCAGAGUGCCCUGUACGGUCUCGUCCUCUCACUGGUGAUUUGUGUGGCUGCAGUGGCAGUGUUUACCACUCACAUCCUCCUCUUGCUGCCAGUGCUGCUCAGCAUUUUAGGGGUGGUCUGCUUGGUGGUGACCAUCAUGUACUGGUCUGGUUGGGAAAUGGGAGCUGUGGAAGCCAUUUCCCUCUCCAUCCUCGUCGGCUCCUCUGUCGAUUACUGCGUGCACUUGGUGGAGGGCUACCUGCUGGCAGGGGAAAACCUGCCACUACACCAGGCAGAGGACCUCACCCGGUGCCGCCAGUGGAGGACGAUGGAAGCGGUUCGGCACGUGGGGGUGGCGAUCGUCUCCAGCGCCCUCACCACCGUCAUCGCCACCGUCCCGCUCUUCUUCUGCAUCAUUGCCCCUUUUGCCAAGUUUGGGAAGAUCGUGGCCCUCAACACAGGAGUCUCCAUCCUGUACACGUUAACUGUGAGCACAGCCCUGCUCAGCAUCAUGGGGCCUGGCACCUUCACCCGCAGCAGGACUUCCUGCCUCAAGGCUGUGCUGGGGGUGCUUCUUGCUGGCCUGCUGGGUCUAUGCAUCUGCCUCAUCCUGCUGAAGAGUGGAUUUAAAAUCCCUCUGCCUAAUGGGACAGCCCUCUAGACCCUAUGCCCAAGAGCCACACGCUCUGUCCUCUUGCUCCCUUUCUUUUUUUCUUUUGUUUAUUUUUAAAGGCUAUUUUUUGUAAGAAAAAAAAAGAGGAAAAAAAUCCCCUUUUCCCAGAAGUUUUUCAACUCCAGAUGCACUUUAUUUUCUAAUGGGUUUUGCUCUAAAAUGGUAUUUAUUUCAGUAGUGAUGGAUGGAUGAUGGACGGUGAGGGCUGCCCAGGGAAUGCCUCAGCCCAUGAGUAGGAGGGGAGGAGGUCUCCUUCUCUCAGUUUUCUUUCUGCUCUUCUUUUUAGUUUUUUUCCUUCGUUUUCUUCUUUUUUUCUUAUUUUUUUCAUGAACAGAGCUUUCUGGAACCGCAAAUGUAAAAGGGGAGAAGUUGGGAAGGCCAUCUGAUCCCUUUCAAAGCUCUUCCCUCUGUCCCUCCCUUCAGCCAGGGUCAGCAGUGCAGCAAUGGUUCUUGAGGUGAGGUCCUGUCCCCAUGCCAAGCCUGGGCCUUGCUGCCUGAGCCUUCAAAACUAGCAGUGAGCUCCUGGACAGGCCUGGGAAACAGUGUUGUCUGGACUCCUGUGCCCAGGCUAGACAAGCUGCACAGGAGCUCUUAUGGGUGUCACUGUGGGAUCCAAACUGGAGAUGUUGGGUGGCAUCACCUGCAGUGACCAGCAGUCAUUGUUUGUGGGGGGCAUCAGGACACAUGGCUUUCUCCUCCUUUCUGAAGGGACAGGUGGGAUCUCUUGGAUCUGUGAACGGCCAUCAGGAAUGCAGUUGUUGCCCUUGGCAGCCUGGCCUCCUCUCCCUCAUCACAGCAGAUACCCAUUCCCAGUCUCACCUCCUGCUCAGUGGGUGCCCUCACCAGUCACUGCUUCUGCUCUUCAUGGUGAAAACAGACAGCCUUGAGGGCCCUGCAGAGCCUUUUUGGUCAGGGCAGUCAGCUCUUUGCCUGAGGAUGAGCUAGCUCCUGGGGCCAGGUAGAGCCCAUGCCUGGUGGCAUGCACAAACAGUGGUACGUCCUCUGUGACACCUCCUUGGUGGAGACAUGAGGGCAGUGGAGCUUCAGCCUGCGGCUGCUGCUUGCUCAGAGCAGAUGGUUUAUAUUAAAGUAAAAUGAAAUUGCAAACUGGUACCAUUAACAAGUACAUUUUAAGCAUCACUGCUUCUAUCAUAUUUUUAAAAUUGAAAUAGCUAAGUGUGUGCAUUGAUAUGCAGCACAUCUGGUCCCCAGCAGAAGGGGAGGGGCUGGGCCCCCAGGGAGAUGCAUUAAACAUUGUUUACAGGGAUGCCAACAGAGGAGGGCGGCCAGAGAGCAGCCUGACUCCAUUUGUUUGCAGAUACCGUGUCCCCGGUGGCUUUGUGUUCUCUGUCUGGAUUGACCCCUUUUUUGAGAUGGAAAUUCCAGGAAGCCCAUCCCUGUUGCCAGCCAAGUUGUGUGGACUGUGCUGCUGAGACAGACCAGCAGCUGCUUCUGCUCGCCUCAGUAUAUCCCUGCUCUGCUCCCUGCCAGUCUUGCACCUCACCUUCAGCCCCAUGAAACUGGAGCAAAUGUUUGUUCCUAAGGGAGGUUCCCUGAGGUGUCAGCUGGAGAGAGGAGAGCCAGAACAGGACUCUUGUUGGUGCCAGGGGAAAUCCAGAGCAAUCCUGCUGCAGGCAGUGAGGGUAGAGAGAGCAUGAGCAGAACUGACCUGGUUUCUUCUUCACCAUCGCAUGGUGCAGCUGAGUUACCCCUUUCUGCAGUGUUAAAUGUACUUGGGCACCUACCUCUGAUCUGCACCAGUUCCUUCAUAAUGAACCCUGUGCCCAUGAGUAAAUGGUUCUGGAAAGGAUUUUUUACUGUCCUUAAGCUGUGCUGCUUUGAUGGCCUCUGUGCACAGUUCAGCCCCAACAUGGAUCUGUAAGCCAUGCUUUUCCCUAGGUCUACUCUCUAAAUUUAAUUACCAGUGGUGCCCUGAGCACUCCUAAGUGGCAGCAAGUGUAGAGAGGGCAGUGUGCUGAUGUUGCACAGCCCUGUGAGACCAAUGUGGCUCUGUGGGUGCUGCAGGGGAGAGCAGGGUAGCCCUAGUGCUGCUGCCAAGGAUGCUCUGGUGGGCAGCUUGACCUGAAUUUAGCUAAUUCUUCAAACUCCUUGGGGUGAAAAAGCUGAUGGGUAUUUCCAGGUCACCAGUCAAGAGAAUAAGGUGCUGAGUAUGCCAUUAGAGGAAGUUCCACCUCCUGUGAGCAUGAAAAAAAACCUUGACAGGUCUUUAAAACAAGGCCUAUAUAUGCUUUAAAACCUACAAAGUUUAAGCCUCAUUUCAGCUCCUGGUGUCCUGUGUCUGUUCUCACCAUAAAGAGCCUAUGGAAGCAUCCCACUGCCAGAGUGAUUCUGGGCACACCAUGCUGGGACCAUUCAUUCAGCCCCUCUUGGAAGUCAAAGAUUAAUUUCAAAGUAGGAAAGUUUUCAAAGGAAAACCUUUUAUAUCUCUUUAGAUCUGGUCUGCAGACAAAAAUAAGAGGUCUUGACACCUGACAGGAUCUGUCCUGUUUUCUGGAGCAGGCAGGGGGAAGGACAAGGUAUCCUUAUCUCUUCCCUCUCUGGGCAGCCCAGGCUCACUGGGUGCGGAAGGGCUGGCAGGAGCAGGAGCAGGAGCAGGGCCUGUGUUUGGCCAAGGGGGGGCAAUGGGAGAGCAAUGGCUGGAGUGAUUCAGAAAGGAAAAUGAAAGGUUGAGGUAAGUGUAGAGCUGUAUUAGAUGAUUCCCAAAGGCAUAUUUAGAAGACUGUGCCCCUUCAGAAAAGAAACUGAGGCAAGGAGAGGAGAAGAAACUUAUUCCAGAUUGGAGUAGGAUGGCAGAAGAGCCAGGAGAUGACCAUAGGGUGAUGCUUUUCACUGCAAGGACUCACUGGAUGGUGGUAAGCUGAAAAUUUAAUUAAACACAGCCAUGACACUUGUCUUAAGAUCUAACUAGACAUUUAUCCCAUCACCAUGUCUCUCUGCACAGCUCUGUGGUCGAAGCUAUGGAAAGAAGCUUAGAAACAGAGCCCAAAAUGCUUACAGCACCCUGAUCUCCCCAAGCAUCUGUGGAGACAAUAAAUCAUCUAUGUAGGCAGUGUCCUCCUUGGCAUUAAAAAUUAUUCAUCAGUUUAUAGAGGUAAGAAAAUGGAUGGCUUUAUCUGAGCAAAUGUGAGGGUGGGGCUGACAGCCCUACUGGGAAUCUGUGCUCCAAGGCAGAUGCUGGUAGCAAUAAAAAGCAAGGCCUCACCUGUCUGGCACUUCUCCAGGAGCAGCUGCUUGCCCUAAAUUAAUUCCUCCCACAUCUCUGUCUUCUUUUUCUGAUUAUUCCUCUGCUUCCCAGACCAUCUCUUGGACCCUGACUUGCUAAGCAAGGUUCAGCUUUCACCCUGGUAGCUUCUUGUGACCAAGGUGAUCAGAGAGUCUGGAUUGAAGUGGCUGGAGAUUGUCUCAGGGAGAAUUUCUCAGGCAGGGGAAGCUGAGGAGUUAAAAUGCUUCAUAUAAAGCUGCCAGGUUUGAUGUUUUCAAACAGCAGAACACAGCAGACCAGCCUUACUUGGAAGCGAAUGCUCCAAUUUUCCAUUUCUAAACAGUCUUGCUGCAAUUUAAAAGAAAUGUACUCAGUUACAACAGAAGUAUUUCCUGGCAGUGUGUAACUGCCCACUCUGCUAUUGCUAGUAAAUUCUGUUAGGAGGGUCACAUUCUGCAAAGCUGAUGUUAAUGUUUCAGGGUAGGGGUCAUUCUGCAACACUGGGUCCUGUAUUGACCAGAAGCUCUCCCCCUGCCAGCCCAGGGUGGUCACACAAGGACACUGUUCCCCCAUGUCCAAGCACUAGGAUGUAUGCACAGAGCUGGUGUUGCUGCUCCUUGCCUUUGGUGGGGCUGCCGAGUGAGUGGACAGGCUGGGAGUUUCUGCUCUCAACAGCCUGUCAAGAGCAGCUUUGGAGUGAGGAGGAACAGAGCUGAAGGGAUGUGCAAAGCUGGGUGUCAGACAAAGGAAUAGAUCCAGGUCUCCUGGCCCUGUGUCCUAUAUCGUGGUGCCUCUUGAGGUGCUGGGUUGGCACGGGGUCUGUCCAGGCAACCGGGGCGUCAGGUUUGGCCGACAACCUUGUCACUUUUGAAGGCUGCAGAUGUUGAGAGGUCGGUGGCUGGGCUGAGUUUCUCCAUCCCCGCUGGAUCUGAAGCUAUGCCAGAGCAAAGCCAGUCUAGGAAAUAUCCCUGAGGAGAAGGCCAUGUGACAUGCCUACAGUCACUGGGACCACUGCUGCAGCAGUCUGGAGACCAUUGCUUCCAGACAUCCCUGGCUUUGCCUCCACUGGAGCAAACUGGGAUGCUGCUUUAUGUCAUGGCAUCUAAAUAUUUUAGCAUGUCUUGCACUGAAUUUUCUUACCAGAGCAGCCUGCCUUCCUGGAAGGUUAUAAAAGGUUUUUUAUUGAAUCCUAUGACAUGUAUAAAUCCUCCCUUGCUGUCCACCAAGGAAGCUGUUCUGACUGAUUUGCAGCCAGGCAGGACAAACUCUCAGUCUCUUGGUUAUUUCUUCCAGUAUUUCACCUCACCCCAGACAGCAGGCAAGCCAUAGUUCACAGGUUAUGCUUUUUCAAAGGCCUCUGCUAACUGCUGUGCCCUGGCUUAGCACCCAGAGUCCCAGAGCCAAGUCUUUCAAGGCUUGUGUCCAGCCUGAGAUGCAGUUGUUUGGCUCUUUGUCUUUCUCUGUUUCUCUUUUGGGCAGUUGCUGGGAGGAUGAGGGCCAGGACUAGAGGCAGGGCAACAAGGAGAUAAGCUGAUAGGGCUGCAGGGGGGAGUAGAGGAGGACAAAUGGGAAGGAGGAUGGUUGGAAAGCCAAGUGGAGAAGAGGUGUGAGCCAGGAGGGAGGGCACUGCUGUUUCACCAUGUCAUGUGCAGACCUUAGAGCGUUGGUUCCCAGAGUGAUGUAGCACAAUUCCUGAUGUAACGUACGCGUGUUACUUUUGUAAGUCUUCUCCUACCCUCACUAUUUUCAGUGUUUCUUGAUUUUUGGAGACUGUUGUAAAUAAAAAAAAAAUUUGAGAUUCUCA
Molecule: messenger RNA, 9395 nt
Organism: Apus apus (common swift)
Lineage: Eukaryota; Metazoa; Chordata; Aves; Apodiformes; Apodidae
Gene: DISP3
Product: dispatched RND transporter family member 3
Exons: 21
Coding region: 328-4356 (1342 amino acids)
Cellular component (GO): membrane
Source: RefSeq, a predicted model, not a curated record